UCAGUUUGUGCGCAUGAGCACCAAGUGAAGCAAGCUGGUGGCGGACACACGAACUACAAAGAGAAGAGUGAACGAAAGAUAGGUUACGGGAAUCCGUCGUGUGGGUGAUCAUUGUUUAGUGUGCCGUUCAACAGUGGAAAAAAGGCUAGAAAGUUUACUAACUAGCUCGCUUUGGAAAGUGGUAUUUCUCGUUCAAAUGAAAAACAUCCGCAUCGUGGUAAACAAUUGAGGCAUCUGCGCUGUGCAUUUCAUCAAAACGAGCACACUCGGGUUACCGCUGGUUCCACCGCGGGUUACCGUGCCGACACCGCGCUGCUGUCAGUGCCGGGCAGACUGAGCUGAGUGGAUAAUGCGCUUUACGGCUGGGAGAGAGCGGCGCGUGGGAGAGCUCGGCACGGGCCUCAUGUGUGUCCUGUGAGACUGGCUCUGUCCUGCUCCCCCGGCCAAACUGGAGAUCUGGGCCAGAUCUGAACUCAGCAAGCGUUCCUCUCCUCUCCUCUCCUCUGCCGGCCAGGUUGCAUGGUAACCUGGACUUGGUGCAUGGCAUUUGCAUGACUGCGCUAAAUCUGAGUGUGGAACUGACUGCCAUCAGCCGCACCCAUGGCGCAAACAACGCACGUUAACGGCAACACCUCAGAAAGAGGAGAGCGAGGUGCGAGUGCAGAAGAUGACCCCGGGGCCCCCUACUACCUGGAGACCCCGUACGGCUUCCAGCUAGACCUGGACUUCCUGAAGUACGUGGACGACAUCGAGCGGGGCAACACCAUCAGGAAGCUGAACAUCCAGCGGAAGCCCAGGGUGGCGAGGGCCGAGGCGGCGGCGCGGAGCGCCUGGGCCUCCACCGACUCCCUGUCCUCUUCCAACAGCGAGGAGAGCAAGCAAUCCCCACUGUUCUACCCCGCCCGGAGCCAGAGCCAGCGCAACCCCGCCCAGGCCCGCCCCCCGCCCGUCCAUGAGCCCCCCCUGCCCUUCGUGAGCGUCCCAGAGGGCAAGCUCCUCCCGCCCCCCUCCCCCAGAGUGCCCCGACACAACCUCCAGGUGGAGAAGACUCUGAUGGAGACUCGGUGGAGGCUCGAGCAGGAGCGACUGCUCCUGCACCCCCCUGCUAGUGAGCCCCCGCCCCGUAGGCGGCUGGCCAGUUUCGGGGGGAUGGGGUCCAGCAGCUCCCUGUCCUCCUUCACGGGCUCCAGCGGGCCGAACCAGAUCUCCCCGAACUCCCACCCACUCCUCCUCAACGGACACCUUCCCAACGGGGACUACAACCCGUACUUCACCUCCUCCAUGGGCAGCUCCAUCCGCCAUAGCCCCCUGAGCUCCGGGAUGGCCACCCCCGUCACCAACGUCAGCCCCCUGCACCUGCAGCACAUCCGGGACCAGAUGGUGGUGGCCCUCAAGCGGCUGAAGGAGCUGGAGGAGCAGGUGAAGGCCAUCCCCAUCCUGCAGGUCAAGAUCUCCGUCCUGCAGGAGGAGAAGAGGCAGAUGGUGGCCCAGAUGAAGAACCCCAAGCUCUCCAACCAGAACCAGGCGGGCGGCGGAGUUUUCCGGAAGCGCUCGUACAGCGCCGGGAAUGCCGAGCACCUGGAGGAGCUCUCGCAGAUCCGGAAGGGCCUGGAGCUGCACAUCGACUCAGAAGAGGAGCCAGAGAACGCGGAGCAGUGCUCCCGGAGGCUGGAGGAGUUCCGGCAGCUGACGGAGGAGAUGCAGGCCCUGGAGAGGAAGAUCCAGGACGGCGGCGAUGAGACGCCGCUACGAGGCCUGGCCCAGAAGCCGGAGCGGAAGCCGAGGCGCUGGGACGGGGGCCACAAGUCCAUCGCUGUGGGCACAGACGAGAACAUGAACGACGUGGUCAUCUACCGGAAGUCGUCCGGGCGGGGCGGCAGGGACGCGGCGGUCCAGACGGAGAGGGGGGACACCCGGAACGCGGCGGUGGGUGUGACCGAAGCCAUGUUGGGUGUCGUCUCUGAGAGCGAGGCGGAGAUUGAGAUGCAGCACCAGACCAUCGAGUCCCUGAAGGACAAGAUCUACAGGCUGGAGGUGCAGCUGAAGGAGACCACGCACCAGGUGGAGAUGGGCAAGCUGAAGCUGGAGCUCCAGGCGGCGGGAUCGCGGAAGAAGGUCGACAAAGCCUCCAUGGCCCGGCCGGACACGUACAGCACGGCCGUGGAAGCCAAGGUUCAGACGCAGAGCCAAGGGGUUGGGAGUCACACGGACGUUAGGGACUCCUCCACUGAGGGUAUCCUUCAGACUCUUGCGGUGGCCGUAUCGUGUCAGCCCGAACUGAGGCACGUUGCUGUGGGUCCAGAGGUUCUUAUGGAUCGCUGGGUUGUACGAGAAAAAACAGAGACCCUAGAUAAGUGUGUUGGCAGCCAUGUUGUCAUGUGUAAUCAGAGUGUAGGAGGGGAGAUAAGUGUUUGCGAAAUAGGAGUCAAUACGGAGGACACUGUGGACAGUAAAGGCCUUUGCAGAACAGAGCAGGUCAAGGAAUGCAGGUCGAUCGGAUGUGGGGAUUGUUCAGUGGAUGUGACCGUUUGUCCUGUAAAGGAGCUGGCUUCUUUGGGCACGGUUACUGACCAGGUCAGCCGAGCAGACUUGGGAGUCAUGGCGACCCCUCAGACAACGUCCCAGCUCACGAACACCGCAACGGACGCUGCAAGCAAGUUCACCAACACGGACAGGACAGUUUCCAUGGACACCGGCACCAACACCGUCCUCAGCACAAGGGAAAAGCACACCAGCACGGCUCUGACUGAAACCAGGACGGUUGCCGUGGGAGAUGGACGCGUGAAGGAUGUUAACUCCGCUCCCAAAACACGUUCGGUUGCGGUCGGGACCUCUGCUCCAGGGGAAGUGCCCCAGGACCGGCCAUCCGUGGCAAAGACCAAAGAGAUCGGUGUCGGGCUGACCGACGUGAGGGAGAACUUUCUGGUGGGCCAGAAAACUAGAACCAUUGCGUGUGGGCCCUCGCACCUGACCGACUCUGCCCACAUGAAGAACGUCUGGGCUGGGGAGGGAAUGGUUUCAGGGGUGGCCAAACUCCAGCAGCAGCCGGCAACAACGACGAUGAUGCCGGGCGGACUGGACCACUACAUCGAGCGCGUGCAGAAGCUCCUGCAGGAACAGCAGGCCCUCUUGGCGGAGAACUACAGCGAGCUCGCCGAUGCCUUCGGACAGCCCCAGUCUCAGAUCGGCUCCAUCAACAGCCAGCUGGUCCACACGCUGUCCUCCAUUAACUCUGUGGUGAAGUACGCCAGCGCUGAGGAGCUACGCAGCAUCGACAUCCCCCAGCUGGGGCCAGAGUCUACUAGUGCCAACAAAGACGCCGAGCUGCCGCAGAUGGCCAUCGGAGCUGGGACCCAGGCUGCAGCCGUGAGGUCAGAGGUCACCCGUGAUGAAAGCGUGCCUCUGGCGCCCUCUGCUGGUAGCUCCAGGCCUCCCACGCACCAGCAGACCGCAGCCAUGCAGAAAAGCCUGAUGGACCAGCAAAUGUCUUCUGCUCUACAUGGGGAGCCCUGCGGCCAGGGCGCGCUGAAGUCCAUCAUGAAGAAGAAAGAUGGCCGACAGAGCUCCAGUGGCACCAAAAAGAACCUGCAGUUUGUGGGCGUUAAUGGAGGAUACGAGACCACGUCCAGCGACGACUCCAGCUCAGAGGACAGCAGUUCGUCUGAGGAAGAGGAGGAAGAGGAGGAGGAGGCAAAGGUGUACGGAGGGCAGGAGGGGCUGGAAGGAGAGGAGUUGAAUAAUGAGGGAGCGGCGGAAGUGGAAGAAGGAGGAGAGAAGCAGGAGAUAAGAGAGAGGUAUGAGCUGAGUGAGAAGAUGCUGGCAGCCUGCAGCGUGUUGAAAAACCACCUCAGUGAAUCCAAGCCUUUAACCGGCAAAGAUGUGAGGACGUGUCUGAACACGGUGCAGCAGGAGUGGUUCCGCGUGUCCAGUCAGAAGACGGCAAAGCCGGGCAUGGUGGAGGACUUCCUGUCGGCCUUCAGGGCCGUGUCCCUGGACGUCCUGCGUCACGUGGUCAACAUGGCCGACGCCAACGGCAACACUGCGCUGCACUACAGCGUCUCCCACUCCAACUUCGACAUUGUCCAGAGGCUCCUCAACGCAGACGUGUGCAACGUCAAUCACCAGAACAAGGCGGGCUACACUCCCAUCAUGCUCGCUGCUCUGGCCGCAGUGGAGGCGCCCAAGGACAUGAGCGUGGUGGAGGAGCUGUUCAGCAAGGGAGACGUCAACGCCAAAGCCAGCCAGGCCGGGCAGACGGGGCUGAUGUUGGCGGUCAGCCACGGGAGGAUGGACAUGGUGAAAGCCCUCCUGGCGUGCGGGGCGGACGUUAACAUCCAGGACGACGAGGGCUCCACCGCGCUCAUGUGCGCCAGCGAACACGGGCACGUGGAGAUCGUCAAGCUGCUGCUCGCCCAAUCAGGCUGCGACGCCACGCUGAAUGACAGCGACGAGAGUAAUGCUCUCUCAAUCGCUCUGGAGGCGGGACACAACGACAUCGCCAUGCUGCUGUACGCCCAUGUCAACUUCUCCAAAGCGCAGUCUCCGGGGACCCCCCGCCUCGGGAGGAAGAUGUCCCCCAGUCCCACACGGAGAAGCGUGUUUGAUUAAGGCCCCCGAAAUCCCCAGCCCCGCCUCCCAACCCCGCACCCACGCUGCUAUUGGUUCACGUUUGAGGGAGCCCAGGGUUGUUCUCUGGAAAACUGUCUGCAGGGAAUGUGUUUUGGCUGGACCAAUCAGGCGGCCCUGUCAGGGCAGGCAGCCAAUCGGGUUUGUGCUCGUAACAGCCAAUCAAACACUUCCUCUGACAGUGUUAAUUUUCACAUGGACACUGCAUUACCCUUACCCCCCACGGAGACAUUCCGUUGGCGUAUUUCACAGAUUUCCGCAAAAAUUCCAGAAAACAACUCUGGGCAACUUUUAACCUGGACGCGUACUGAAUGUAUUCAAAAGUUCCACUUGUGCCUGAUCUCACCAGCGUAUGUCAGCAAUAGAGGAAGAUCCGAUACUGUGCCGAUUUUCACACGGACGUGUUCCUGGCGGUCUUUAGUGUGGUCUGGCCCUGUUUUUAUUCAGCAGGUCUACGGAGGAGAACCCCAAAAGUAUUAAGUGUCAGAGGAAGGUUUAAAAUGUGGAAGUCUUUCUCUUGUUACCUGUGAUAUAUUUUCUGUGUGUAGUGUACAGACAUGGAUCUGUACAUAUCAUUUCUGUGACUAUAUGCACACACACACAGAUGCACAUGCGGACACACACACACACACACACACGCACACACACACACACUCACAUAUGCACACACGUUCUCACACACACACUGACAAACACAGAAGCAUGCACGCACACACACUCACACGCUUAUAAAAACACACACACACGCACACGCACACACACACACACUCACAUAUGCACACACGUUCUCACACACACACUGACAAACACAGAAACAUGCACGCACACACACACGCACACGCACACACACGGAAACAAACACACACACACAUACACACACUCACAAACAGAAACACGCACACACUCACACGUACUCAGAAAAAGAAACACACACACACACACAAACACACGUAUUAGCAUGAACUCCCUCUGACUUCUCUGUCUCUUGGGGUUUGUUUCCCAGCUUCCUCCAGGACAGAUGUGAAUUUAUCCGCUUUCCAUACAGCUUUAUCGCUAUACAUAUUUUAGAUGGGAUAUAAGAUUUAACUUUUAUAUACAGAUCCUUUCUAUCUAUUUAAAAAUCACAGUAUUUUGAAUAUUCCUUAUAAACAAGUCAUGAAAUAUUUAUCGAUUCAUAGUUUUUAAUCCAUAUUUUAAUAUUGUAUUGCAUUGUAUAUACUGUAUGUUUCGGAUGAAUUAGAGGUGCUAGGCAUGUUCUCUGGUCUUAUGUACAAUUUAUAAUAAAUUGUCCUUUCUUAGUGUAACUAAGGUACUUUAAUAUUUUUAUCUGUUUGAAGUGCCUUCAGAUUGCCAUAUAAUAAGAUUAAACUGCAUUAAACGUACAUGGGUGCUCUUUAAUCCAAGCUCUUCAACCUCUUAAUGUCGUGUAAUUGUCCUUCUCCCAAAAGCUGUAAACUUUUAUUUCCUUGCUUGUCAUGAAAUGUUGGCUUCUCCGAGCGCAUUGUGCCACCGAAAUACAGCUCACUGUGUCCCCCUGCUGGUGUCAAUUGGUACUUACAACCAACGCAAUUUAUUUCUCUGGAUGGAUUGAAUAACAAACACCAUUUUCAUUUGCAGUCUGGUAAGCAAAUCGGUUUUUUCUCUCCCUGCGUCUCGGUGAGAAAAGCUAUCAGCACUAUUUCACAGAGACAGAUUCGCUAGUUGCAGUAUUAUGCAGAGAACACAAGUACUUUAUAGAACACUUGAUAUUUCAUGGUACUCUUUAUGUAGAAAUCGGUUGUGUUUAUCAAAAUGUUCAGUGCUGUUAUCGCACGGCUUAUGUUCUUUAUGUAGUUGUAUUACAAAAGUGCAAAUAAACAUUUUAAAUCACUACACCUGA
Conger conger (European conger) is the source of this 6505-nucleotide messenger RNA. RefSeq names its product KN motif and ankyrin repeat domains 1a (gene kank1a). The transcript is spliced from 14 exons. Bases 601 to 4608 code for a protein of 1335 amino acids. Gene Ontology annotation, molecular function: protein binding. Gene Ontology annotation, biological process: negative regulation of actin filament polymerization. NCBI's taxonomy places the organism in Eukaryota, Metazoa, Chordata, Actinopteri, Anguilliformes, Congridae. Gene Ontology annotation, cellular component: cytoskeleton; cytoplasm. The record is from RefSeq and is a predicted model, not a curated record.